Molecule: messenger RNA, 634 nt
Organism: Prorocentrum cordatum
Lineage: Eukaryota; Dinophyceae; Prorocentrales; Prorocentraceae
Source: the annotation of a GenBank genome assembly
UUCCGACCCUCUGGUGACCCGCUGCUUGUUGCGCACAUCUGCUGCGCGACGCCGCGGUGCGGUGGGCCACCUGGGCCUCCGUGCGGCUUCCAAGAUGUCGGCGCCCGAGGGCGGCGCGCUGGCUGCGAAGUGCUUGUGCUGGAGUUGCUGCGACGGUGGCGCCGUGGAGGCCAGCGAGGCCAGCGAGGCCAGCGAGGCCGUGGAGUUGCUGUUGGGGCAGGAGGCCAGCGAGGCCGCGGGGGGUCCGCGGCAGCCGCACCUGCCCGAAUUGGAGGAGGUGGAAGUGACGGAGCGGAAGCAGGAGCUGUGGGAAAAGUUCGGCGGCUUUGAGCUCGACCCCGUGCUCGGCAGCGGGGCGGUUGUCCUGGUGGACGCGGAGUGGGUGGUGGAGCGGGUGGGCUCCGGCGGAACCCUUGAGCCGCGCCAGGCUUUGCCGCCGACUGCGUUCAUGCCCCACAGCGGGGUCAAAGCUGUUACUGGCGAGGGCCAAGUUCCACUGCUGCACAUAGCUUGUGUCUCACAUUGCUGGUUGCAGGCUAAUCACCCCGACCCUCACGGCCACAACCUGCGCAUCCUGGGCCGGGCUUUGCAGCUGCUGUCCGCAGAUCCUUCCCCUAGUUUUACUGGCCGCUGA